Molecule: messenger RNA, 2343 nt
Organism: Lathyrus oleraceus (garden pea)
Lineage: Eukaryota; Viridiplantae; Streptophyta; Magnoliopsida; Fabales; Fabaceae
Exons: 12
Coding region: 77-2035 (652 amino acids)
Cellular component (GO): chloroplast
Molecular function (GO): GTP binding
Source: RefSeq, a predicted model, not a curated record
UGAAUGACGAGAAUGGAGGCGAUAAACCCCCGCCCCGCCAAAUCUUCAACUCAAUCCUCACACUCUCAUUUCACCAAUGACAUAUCUUUCCCACUCACACUUUCUCACCCCCAUCUCUUUCUGCACCCUCCCUAAAACCCCAAUCUCCCUUUUCUCAUUUCACACCACCUUCCCCUUUUCCACGCUUUCUCCACCGAGAUUUACCUCACUCCCUAACCGGAGCCUCUCCCACCCCGUUCCGCACUUCACCGCCGCCGAAUUCUCAGGCUCCGUCGACGACGACGACGAAUUGGUUGAACUGCCAGAGGAAUCAGAAUUAGACCAUCAGGUUGAUGAUUCCGACGACGAAGAUGUUGAUGUCAUCGCGCUCGAGCAAGAAGCAAAGGAAGUUGUACUGGAGUAUUCAACCUCUCUAUCUCGCAUUUUGACUAUAGAAGAUGAGAGUAGUGAUGCCAAGGAAACGGAUAAAAAAUCCAAGAGGAAUAAACCGGAGAGAAAAAUUAUCCCUGACAAUCUUCUCCCAAGGAUUGCUAUUGUUGGAAGACCGAAUGUUGGCAAGUCAGCGUUAUUUAACCGUCUCGUUGGGGGCAAUAAGGCAAUUGUGGUGGAUGAACCCGGGGUUACGAGGGAUCGUUUAUAUGGCCGGUCAUAUUGGGGAGACCAUGAAUUCAUGGUGGUGGACACUGGGGGUGUUAUAACUGUUUCAAAAUCACAAUCCACUGUUAUGGAGGACCUGGAUAUUACGACGACAAUUGGUAUGGAUGGUAUUCCCCUUGCCUCUAGAGAAGCAGCUGUUGCCAGGAUGCCAUCAAUGAUUGAGAAACAAGCAAUUGCAGCUGUGGAAGAAUCAUCUGUUAUUGUUUUCCUGGUUGAUGGUCAGGCAGGUCUAAUAGCAGCUGACGUGGAGAUUGCUGAUUGGCUACGGAAAAACUACUCAAAUAAACGUAUCAUUCUAGCAGUUAACAAGUGUGAAUCUCCACGGAAAAGAAUUAUGCAGGCAUCUGAGUUUUGGGCCCUCGGGUUUGAACCAAUUCCAGUAUCAGCUAUAUCAGGGACCGGAACUGGAGAGCUUCUUGACCUUGUUUGUUCAGGGAUACAGAAAGUUGAGGAGCCAGAGAAUCUUGUUGAAGAAGAAGAUUAUGUUCCAGCAAUUUCUAUUGUUGGUAGACCAAAUGUUGGCAAAAGUAGCAUUUUAAAUGCACUGGUUGGUGAGGACAGAACAAUAGUUAGCCCCAUCAGUGGCACUACACGUGAUGCUAUUGAUACUGAAUUUAUUGGAGCAGAUGGCCAGAAGUUCCGUCUUAUCGAUACUGCUGGAAUCAGGAAAAGGACAACUGUAGCCUCAGCAGGAAGUACAACAGAGGCUUUGUCAGUGAAUCGAGCAUUUCGUGCUAUUCGUCGUUCUGAUGUUGUUGCUCUUGUCAUUGAAGCCUUGGCUUGUAUCACGGAGCAGGACUACAAGAUAGCUGAAAGGAUAGAAAAAGAAGGGAAAGGUUGUGUGAUUGUUGUAAACAAGUGGGAUACAAUACCAGAUAAAAACCAUCAGACUGCAUUACACUAUGAACAAGAUGUCAGAGAGAAGCUUCGCUUACUUAACUGGGCUCCAGUUGUUUAUUCUACUGCUCUAGCUGGCCAUAACGUUGACAAGAUCAUUGUUGCUGCUAGUGAAGUUGAAAAAGAGAGAUCAAGAAGACUGGGCACUUCUAUAUUGAAUCAAGUAGUACAGGAAGCGGUAACUUUUAAGUCUCCUCCCAGGACACGAGGUGGAAAAAGAGGGCGUGUAUACUAUUGCACUCAGGCUGCUAUAAGGCCGCCUACAUUUGUGUUCUUUGUCAAUGAUGCAAAACUUUUUUCUGAAACUUACCGCCGUUUUAUGGAGAAGCAGCUGCGUUCAAAUGCGGGAUUUCCUGGUACACCCAUUCGGCUUUUGUGGCGCAGCAGAAAAAAAAUGGAAAAAGAUGAAGGAAAAAAGGCGACGCGGUCCAAACAAAAUCCUGCUUCAUACCGUCGAAAAUUGAUACCAAUUACACAGUAGGAUCAACAUUUUAUCGUACAGAAGAAUUAGCUGUUGUUCUGUUUGUGUUAGAAAAGUGAAGAAUUGCUCCCUCAAAUGAUUUUGCUUCCUGAAAUUUAUGAAGGGUAUUAAAAGCUUAACUACACAGUAGGGAGGGAUUGCUGAAGUCUUGAUGAGAAUCUUGCAUUUGCUGUGAUCGCGAUCCUUUUGGUAAUUUUAGUAGGCACUUUUAAGUUGGCUUAAAUAGUCCAGGAUUCCUAAGUAACUUCAUAGAAAAUUUAUCCAUAGGUUCAUAGUAAAUUUAUCAAUAGAAGCAGUUGGAUUUAUAA